GAAAAGGCCAACCGCUUAUUUUGCCGACAAAUGUUGCGCAUAACUCUAUUUUUUACUAUUGUCGGUGCAGCACUGGCCUGUGCACCAGCCGCCCCUGGUCCAGUCGGCCCGCAGCCUUCGGUCGUCACCUUCUAUACCGACCAACCGUACGUGGCAGCUCAAAGCCAAGUUUACACGAACAUGGCUAGAUCUAUGCUCCAACAAAUGGUACAACGUGCUGGACUGCCAUAUAUUGACAGCAUGUACCAAAUUACCGCAUUGAAUUCGAAUGGUAAAGCUGCUGUACAAGUUCGAAUCUCGUCUGUAGAUUGCAUUGCGCUGCCUGUGAUUGUCACCCAAGCAAAAGCAUCGAACUUCCUCAUAAAAUCAGCUACCUAUCAAUGUGGAAAUGGUCCUGUUACCCAAGUCUAGUUACUGAAAGAUUAAUCCUGACACAAAGUGAA
This is a messenger RNA of Cylicocyclus nassatus, 443 nucleotides long. NCBI's taxonomy places the organism in Eukaryota, Metazoa, Nematoda, Chromadorea, Rhabditida, Strongylidae. The record is from the annotation of a GenBank genome assembly.